This is a messenger RNA of Haliotis rufescens (red abalone), 2028 nucleotides long. Its product is annotated as trichohyalin-like. The transcript has 3 exons. The coding region runs from base 1 to 2028 and encodes 675 amino acids. Lineage: Eukaryota; Metazoa; Mollusca; Gastropoda; Lepetellida; Haliotidae. The record is from RefSeq and is a predicted model, not a curated record.
AUGCAGGGAGACAGAAGAGAGGCCGAGAGCGAAGUGCGUCAGGGAGACAGAAGAGAGGCUGGGAGACAGGAGAGAGGCAGAGAGAUAGAAGAGAGGCAGAGACAGAAGAGAGGCAGGGAGACAGAAGAGAGGCCGAGAGCGAAGUGCGGCAGGGAGACAGAACAGAGGCUGGGAGACAAAAGAGAGGCAGGGAGACAGAAGAGAGGCUGGGAGACAGAAGAGAGGCUGGGAGACAGAAGAGAGGCAGGGAGACAGAAGAGAGGCAGAGAGACAGAAGAGAGGCAGGGAGACAGAAGAGAGGCUGGGAGACAGAAGAGAGGCAGGGAGACAGAAGAGAGGCAGGGAGACAGAAGAGAGGCAGGGAGACAGAAGAGAGGCAGGGAGACAGAAGAGAGGCAGAGAGAGAAGAGAGGCUGGGAGACAGAAGAGAUGCAGGGAGACAGAAGAGAGGCAGAGAGAGAAGAGAGGCACGGAGACAGAAGAGAGGCAGAGACAGAAGAGAGGCAGGGAGACAGAAGAGAGGCAGGGAGACAGAAGAGAGGCUGGGAGACAGAAGAGAGGCAGAGAGAGAAGAGAGGCAGGGAGACAGAAGAGAGGCAGGGAGACAGAAGAGAGGCAGAGAGACAGAAGAGAGGCUGGGAGACAGAAGAGAGGCAGAGAGAGAAGAGAGGCAGGGAGACAGAAGAGAGGCAGAGACAGAAGAGAGGCAGGGAGACAGAAGAGAGGCAGGGAGACAGAAGAGAGGCAGAGACAGAAGAGAGAAGAGAGGCAGGGAGAGAGAAGAGAGGCUGGGAGACAGAAGAGAGGCAGAGACAGAAGAGAGGCAGGGAGACAGAAGAGAGGCAGGGAGACAGAAGAGAGGCAGAGAGACAGAAGAGAGGCUGGGAGACAGAAGAGAGGCAGGGACACAGAAGAGAGGCAGGGAGACAGAAGAGAGGCAGAGACAGAAGAGAGGCAGGGAGACAGAAGAGAGGCAGAGAGAGAAGAGAGGCAGGGAGACAGACGAGAGGCUGGGAGACAGAAGAGAGGCAGGGAGACAGAAGAGAGGCAGGGAGACAGAAGAGAGGCAGAGACAGAAGAGAGGCAGGGAGACAUAAGAGAGGCAGAGAGAGAAGAGAGGCAGGGAGACAGAAGAGAGGCUGGGAGACAGAAGAGAGGCAGGGAGACAGAAGAGAGGCUGGGAGACAGAAGAGAGGCAGAGAGAGAAGAGAGGCAGGGAGACAUAAGAGAGGCAGGGAGACAGAAGAGAGGCAGAGAGACAGAAGAGAGGCAGAGAGAGAAGAGAGGCAGGGAGACAGAAGAGAGGCUGGGAGACAGAAGAGAGGCAGGGAGACAGAAGAGAGGCUGGGAGACAGAAGAGAGGCAGGGAGACAGAAGAGAGGCUGGGAGACAGAAGAGAGGCAGAGACAGAAGAGAUGCAGGGAGACAGAAGAGAGGCCGAGAGCGAAGUGCGGCAGGGAGACAGAAGAGAGGCAGGGAGACAGAAGAGAGGCCGAGAGCGAAGUGCGGCAGGGAGACAGAAGAGAGGCAGGGAGACAGAAGAGAGGCCGAGAGCGAAGUGCGGCAGGGAGACAGAAGAGAGGCUGGGAGACAGAAGAGAGGCAGGGAGACAGAAGAGAGGCAGAGAGAGAAGAGAGGCAGAGAGAGAAGUGCGGCAGGGAGACAGAAGAGAGGCAGGGAGACAGAAGAGAGGCAGGGAGACAGAAGAGAGGCCGAGAGCGAAGUGCGGCAGGGAGACAGAAGAGAGGCAGAGACAGAAGAGAUGCAGAGAGACAGAAGAGAGGCAGAGAGACAGAAGAGAGGCAGAGAGACAGAAGAGAGGCUGGGAGACAGAAGAGAGGCAGGGAGACAGAAGAGAGGCCGAGAGCGAAGUGCGGCAGGGAGACAGAAGAGAGGCAGAGACAGAAGAGAGGCAGAGAGACAGAAGAGAGGCUGGGAGACAGAAGAGAGGCAGGGAGACAGAAGAGAGGCUGGGAGACAGAAGAGAGGCUGGGAGACAGAAGAGAGCACUUCAGUAUGCCUCAAUGA